AUUCCUCGUUGAGUCUUUCCGACAAUCGGAACGAGAACAACUUCACGGAGAUAGCAUUGGCUUGGACAAGCAGAAACGUGGCAUUUGUUGUUAUUUUUUUUAUUUUAUUUUUCAAAUUAUCUUAACGAGGAAUCAAAGACGAAAAAGAAAAAAAAAACAAAGUCAUUUUAAAUAAUUGACAACAGUGUAGAAACGAAAAAGAGAAAGACAAACAGAGAAGUUGAUUUUUCUUCUUUUUUAUUGAUGGAUAGAGAGACGAGGAGACAUAUUUAUUAUAUAUGUUAAAUAUAUCUAUAAAUAUAUUGUAGAUAUUGUGGAUAUAAUUGUAGCGAGUUAUUUAUACAACGCGCAUUCACCCGGGAGUGUGUCAGCGCGAUUUUUGAUUGAUUUUAAUUGUAUGUGGUUGGCUCACAUCAAUUGCUCAAUCCUCUGGGAAGAUAUUGCCUGGUGUCCAAGUGAGGGAGAAUAAUUUUCAUUCAUAGAAGGGGAUAUCACUGAUAAUAAUUAUUGGAGAUUGGUUCCCUCAUCACGGAAUAUGUCGCACAAAAUGUCGAGCGAUGCAACGCCGAUUCACGGGGGUGAUUUCAAGCGCACCCCCAUGCGUCCAAUGAUCGCCGAAUACGACCCUAAGAAGCACGGCGUGAAAACCGAACUCUCAGACAUGGUUCUUGUCAAGCAUACUGACAACCAUAAGGAUUAUAACUCAAUGGGAGAAACCUCUUUCAACACUGAUACAUAUAGAGGAUAUUCCAAUGACAGUUCGGUUCCAAUUCGCAAUACAAUUUCCUCUCGGAACAUUACGCACGAAACAUACAAGUGCGAGAAAAAUGAAGUACCAAUAACCGUUCAGAAUGGCUCAACCCUGCCACUGGUGGAGCGGCCAAAUGACGAGGAAGCAGCCCUUUACGAUCCAUUUGAGCACAGGAAGUUGGCCCAUCCAACGUCUGAUCUUGACACCCUCAUCCAUCUGCUCAAGGGUAGCUUGGGCUCUGGUAUUCUUGCCAUGCCACUGGCAUUCAAAAAUGCUGGAUUAUUCUUCGGUCUAUUUGCCACAUUUUUCAUCGGCGCUGUCUGCACUUACUGUGUACACAUACUUGUUAAGUGUGCUCAUGCAUUGUGCAGACGUACGCAAACACCGAGUUUGGGAUUUGCUGAUGUUGCUGAAGCGGCUUUUCUCGUUGGGCCUGAACCGGUCCAAAAGUACGCCAGACUUGCAAAGGCGACAAUAAAUUCGUUCCUAGUGAUCGAUCUUCUCGGUUGUUGCUGUGUCUACAUAGUGUUCGUAGCCAACAAUCUUCAUGAUGUGGUCAAUCACUACACCCAUCAGGACUGGGAUGUGAGAAUAUACAUGGCAAUGCUUUUGCCACCACUGUUACUCUUGUGCUUGGUGAGAAAUUUAAAGUGGCUAGCACCAUUUUCAAUGCUGGCUAAUGCCCUCAUAGCCGUUGGUAUGGGCAUCACUUUCUACUACAUCUUCAGGGAUACCUCGCAGUUCAAGACUGUACCGGCUUUCUCGAGUUUCUCACAACUGCCAUUGUUCUUCGGCACUGCGAUCUUCGCUUUGGAGGGAAUCGGUGUUGUCAUGCCCCUCGAGAACAACAUGAAGACUCCAACUCACUUCAUCGGUUGUCCCGGCGUCCUCAACAUUGGAAUGUUAUGCGUUGUCACUCUCUACAGUACAGUCGGUUUCUUCGGUUAUCUUCGAUAUGGAGAGGGCACCCACGCCUCCAUCACCCUGGAUCUUCCCGUCGACGAGAAGCUCGGUCAAUCUGUCAAGGUAAUGAUUGCCAUUGCCAUAUUCUUCACCUAUGGACUUCAAUUCUACGUUCCCAUGGAAAUCAUCUGGAAGAAUCUCAAGUGCCAUUUUGGUGCUCGUAAACUAUACGUUGAGUACAUUGUCAGGGUUUUCCUUGUGAUCUGCACCGUUGGCAUUGCUAUUGCUGUUCCCAAUCUCGGUCCCUUCAUCUCCCUCGUCGGGGCUGUCUGCCUGUCAACCCUUGGCCUCAUGUUCCCCUCCAUAAUAGAACUGGUAACUGUCUGGGAGCAAGAGGAUGGCCUUGGUCGCUACAACUGGAGACUGUGGAAGAAUAUUCUCAUCAUCCUCUUCGGUGUACUCGGCUUUGUCACGGGUACAUACACGAGUAUUCACGAAAUAACACAGGACACCAGCAAUUGAGACGCUCGACGUGAUGUCUGCGUCUCAAUAAAUAGAUCGCAUAUUUCGCGUUAAAUGCGUGGCACGCCGCAAACAACAUACAACAAUAAGUAAUACACAAACAAUAACUCUCAUUGAUGCCACGAAUACGGCAAUUCGGGGCUUGCACAUGCGCCAUUUAUGGGUAACUAACGUCAACUACGGCUCUCGGAUUUAUUUAUUUUAUACAUCAAUCAAAUGAACGAGCGUAGAGUAAAUUGUGUCGCCAUAUUUAGGUACUAGAUGACAAACCGGAGGGGUUAUUCUACUUAAGUUUUAGUUCUGUUGACGACACGAGAGCCGGAGCUCCUUGACUAAUGGUGGAACUGUAGGCUGCUGCUGAGUUCGACUGAGCUUCCUUGUGCAAGAAAAAAAACAUUUUUUUUUCAGAGCGAGAGUUUACCUCUCCUGUUAGGAGCUGCUGUCGAAUCGGCGCCAUUUUGUGACUCUCGACUCGGUAAUGGCGGCUGAGAUGAUGGGAUUCUGUGAAUAUUCUGUAUAUCUCGGUUGACGCCAAAACGAGGGAUCGGAGAGUUAACGCGAUUCAGUGAUCAAUUAACAUGAUUUUUGACGUCUGUGAAUAGCCGGUCUGGCCAGAAUCUCGGGACUGUGCCUCUAGGUUAGAAUUUUAUCGUAUGAGAUGUUUUCUUUUUGUAACUGUAUUCUUCCGUAAAUUAGUUUCGCCGUCUAGAACCGCCAGUAUUUUCUUCGCUUAUGCGGGGGAUAGACUAAUAUGAGAGAUACAAAAUUUCAAUGAAAUGAGAGAAUAGUGAUAGAUAAUAGCAGUAUGACAUUUUUUUUUUUUCAA
Messenger RNA from Diachasmimorpha longicaudata, 3002 nucleotides. RefSeq lists its product as uncharacterized. The transcript is spliced from 6 exons. Gene Ontology annotation, biological process: amino acid transmembrane transport. NCBI's taxonomy places the organism in Eukaryota, Metazoa, Arthropoda, Insecta, Hymenoptera, Braconidae. Gene Ontology annotation, molecular function: L-amino acid transmembrane transporter activity. The coding region runs from base 536 to 2176 and encodes 546 amino acids. The record is from RefSeq and is a predicted model, not a curated record.